Molecule: messenger RNA, 5471 nt
Organism: Leptonychotes weddellii (Weddell seal)
Lineage: Eukaryota; Metazoa; Chordata; Mammalia; Carnivora; Phocidae
Source: RefSeq, a predicted model, not a curated record
GGGCGCUGGGCGGCCGGGGCGCGGGCCCCCAGUCGCCCCCGCGCUGCUCGCUGCUGGAGCUGCCGCCGGAGCUUCUGGUGGAAAUCUUCGCCUCGCUACCCGGCACCGACCUGCCCAGCCUGGCCCAGGUCUGCACCAAGUUCCGGCGCAUCCUGCACACCGACACCAUCUGGAGGCGGCGCUGCCGGGAGGAGUAUGGCGUUUGCGAGAACCUGCGGAAGCUGGACAUCACGGGCGUGUCUUGUAGAGACGUCUAUGCCAAGCGUGGAUGGCUUGUUCAUCAUUGGCUGGAUGUACCUGCCUCCCCAUGACCCUCAUGUGGACGACCCAAUGCGAUUCAAGCCCCUGUUCAGAGUCCACCUGAUGGAGAGAAAGUCUGCCACGGUGGAGUGCAUGUAUGGCCACAGAGGGCCCCACAACGGCCACAUUCAGAUUGUGAAGAAGGACGAGUUCUCCACCAAGUGCAACCAGACUGACCACCACAGGAUGUCUGGCGGGAGGCAGGAGGAAUUCCGAACGUGGCUGAGGGAAGAAUGGGGGCGGACACUGGAGGACAUUUUCCACGAGCACAUGCAGGAGCUCAUCCUGAUGAAGUUUAUCUACACCAGUCAGUACGACAACUGCCUGACCUACCGCCGCAUCUACCUCCCGCCCAGCCACCCGGAUGACCUCAUCAGACCCGGCCUCUUCAAAGGCACCUACGGCAGCCACGGCCUGGAGAUCGUCAUGCUCAGCUUCCAUGGGAAGCGUGCCAGGGGCACGAAGAUCACAGGUGACCCCAACAUCCCUGCUGGGCAGCAGACCGUCGAGAUCGACCUCAUGCACCGCAUCCAGCUGCCUGAUGUGGAGAGCCUCCGCAACUUCAAUGAGCUCUCCCGCAUCGUCCUGGAGGUUCGGGAGCAGGUGCGCCAGGAACAACAGCAGCAGGAGAACGGGCUCGAGGACGGUGGGGGCCGCGGCCGGCAGAGCCCCCGGGAGCCCCAGCGGGGCUCUGCCCAGCCCAGUGUGGAGCUGCCUGCCGAGAAGGUCGGGGAGCCUGGGGACGGAGAGGCUGCGGCUGCGCCUGCCCCUGAGCAGCCCGCCCAGUGCGGGCAGGGGCAGCCGUUUGUGUUGCCUGUGGGCGUGAGCUCGAGGAACGAGGACUAUCCCCGCACCUGCAGGAUGUGUUUUUACGGCACAGGCCUCAUCGCCGGCCACGGCUUCACCAGCCCUGAGCGCACCCCUGGGGUCUUCAUCCUAUUCGACGAGGACCGUUUCGGGUUCAUCUGGCUGGAGCUGAAAUCCUUCAGCCUGUACAGCAGGGUGCAGGCCACCUUCCGGAAUGCAGAGGCGCCGUCCCCACAGGCCUUCGAGGAGAUGCUCAAGAACAUCCAGUCCCUGACCUCCUGACGGGCCACUUUCUUGCGGGGCAGCUCCUGGGGCCCUGGACCUGGCACCUGGGAAAGGAAGCAGCAUGCACUUUGGAGAUUCGGCCUUCUGACCAGAACACCCACCUUGUAGGAGUCUCGGCCCAGCCACCCCAAGACUCUUUGUACAGAGUGUGUGACGUUUGCGUGUGUCCUCGUUAGGAGCUCGUGGGAAGGCUGACUGAGCACGUCUUACAAAAAGAAAGAAAGAAAGAAAGAACCAGAACGGGACUGAUUGAGAGGGCUGGCUGCAGAGUUUUGUGAACAACUCAAGUGGAGAAAUUGGGUUUGUCCUUGGCCUGCUGGUGGUUUUCAAGGGACAGGCUGAGCGACCCUGGGCGCUGCUAGGAGGGAUUGUGUGUGGGCCAUGCCAGCUGGAGGCGAGUGGAAGCGGCUGCAGGCUGGCAGGGGCCUGGGGCGAGGGCAGCCUGGGUGUGGGGCAGUGUGUGCACAAACGGAGGCCCGGGGGGGUCCAGGAUGCUGGGCCAGGACCCUGGACUGAAGUGCCGUUUCUCCGCUAACCUGCUUAGAGUUUGGACAAAAGCAUUUCCCCUCUGACACGUUUGUGCAUCAGUGCAGGGGGUCAGCGAUGCGGGCCGGGAGGGAACGGCGGCUUGGCGGCCCUGGCCUCUGUCCAGCUUUAGAACCAAGACCUUUGCUGCAUCCAGUUCCACACAGGCCGUUUGUUUGCACCCCCAACCCACCUCCUGCCCACGCUCUGGUCUCAGAACCUGCCCCAGAAUUGGGCAGGGCCGCAUCCGGAACAGCCCUGCGUUCCCCCACUUGCGUAGCGUGCACAGGUGUUGUUCUUGGGAGGGUAUAAGCAGCAGAGUGGUGGCACAGAUGACCUUGGAGCCCCUUUGCGGGGAACAGGGCAGCUUUCUAGAAGUCACCCCCAUGGAUGGAAUGCACUUUGGAGACCAGGGUCCCUUGGGAUCCUCCACGGCAGGGGUCUGAGCACAGAUGCUUCUGUGGGUGCUCUGCCGGUGUCCCAGAGACGCCUGCAUUUGGGGACCCACUGUAAGGUCUCUGCUGAUCUAGUGUCUCCUGAAGAACAGAGCCCCAAAUGCACGUACACCCCCAAGAAUUAGCUGCAGCUCUGCCUCCAGCCUGCAGACAGCUGUCACCACGUUCACCUCCCGUGGGGGGGGGCGGCUUCACUGGGGAGGCAGGCCAAUGGUCCCCCUCCCUGUUGCUCGCCCUUGCUGGGUGGACUGUGCUGAGCCCUCAUGCCGGGGGCAAGGGACCCCAGGGAAGGGGGCAGCUUCGUGGUGCCUUCAUGUAGAGACCAACGUGAGAUGUCCCAUGAAACAUGUUUUCUUGAUGAAUUUCUCCCUGACUGGCCUUUUUGUAAAAAUAAAAAAUCCCUAUUGCUCUAGCUUCAGUACCUUUGGCAACUUUGACCUUCCUUUGCUUCCCAGAAUUGUAGAAUUGAUAAGCUCUGGGGCAUGGUCCCUAAAAGACAGACCUUCUAGGAGGUUCUUCCCAGCUCCCGACUUGGGAAGGAGGCAAGCCAAGAAGGUGGGGUCCCGUCCGGCUGGCUGUCGGACACACCAUGGCUACCUCCCACAUCCUUCUAGUAGGCCCUGAGGCGCGGUCCCAGUUUUCGUGUCUUCCGCAGGACCGAGCCUCCAAGCGCUGUCACCCCCACCCCCUUGUGGCCGUCACUGUGUGUCCUGUGCCAGGCAUGCUGCUGCUGCAUGGUGGUAGCCGCGGCCGGGAAGCCUCGGUGAGAACGGAGUGAAGGCCCGCGGGGCGCACGGCUGCCGCGCGCCACGUUUCGCCCGAGCCUGAGGCUCACUCUAAGGUCGCUCCGCCCGAGGCCCCCCGUUGUCUGUACAGCCCACUCAGAUUGAAGAUGAGCCUUUCUGAUGAAAAACCGGUCUCGAACCCAGACGGUGGAACCUGCCUGUGGAGUGUGGGUUUCUCCAUGGUUCCUGCGAGCCGUGGCUGUUGGCUGUGUUCACGUGGGUCCCUGGCUCUGGCAUCAGGCGGUGCCCCGGGGACCUGUGGGGCCGAACGGCUCGGCAGUGGUCUGGGUGGGGGCUUGUCACCUGCACAGCCGGGCAUCCAGCAUACGUCUUAUUUCCCACUUAGUGGAACUGUGGCCAGUUUUGGUUUCCAGUUAAGUAGGCGAGCGUGCAGAGGCUGUGCAAGCCAGCCCCAGGGGGCGUGCCUGAGGGCAGAGCAGGCAACCAGCCCAUCCGGGCAGCUUCCAGCCGGUAAUUCGUUGCAGGGGAGGAUUCAGAAAGGCUGAGGUUGUGGUUGGAAGCCUGAGGGCAGCUGGGGGUUUGAUAACACAGGUCCCCACAAGGAACCUGAAUGACCCAAUUUAGGGACGGUCUGCGCCCACGUGCUGCAUGAUUCGGGGAAGGUGGCGGUGGACCUGGGUCGGUGUGGCCAUCUUCCCCUGGUUGGCACCCCCUUACUUGCCACUGUGCUGCCGUGAGGUCGGGUGAGUCUGUCGUGGUGUGAGUGGCAGGAGAGGAGCCUCGGGUGCGUGUCUGCCUCCGUGGGCAUGUGCUGUUCUGCUGCUUGAUAGGAAGAGCCGCGAUUGGAGAUUUCAGAUGGGAGUCCUUGGAGGUUCUUACGUACUGGGGCUGAAUGUUCAGUGCAGGAGGCUGUUGCGAUUGGCCACUCAGGCCUGGCGGUCUAUCUGGUUAUGUUGGCCCACCCAGCUCAGACGUGCAGUGUCUGCUGCUGGGUGGGAGCAGGUUUGGAGGCCUCGUGGUGGUGGGAGUUCCAGAAUCCUUCCUCCCACAGGCCAGACUGGGCCUCCCGUCCAGGCCUCGCCCCUCCGUCCCUCCAUCUGGGCAGCUGGCUCACUGUGGCUGGUGUUGAGGGCUGCACCCUCCCGCCCUCCCUCUCUCACCUCGUGCCCCAACCCAAGCAGCUUAGGCUGGGCGCCUGUACCUGGUGUUCCUCUUGGCCAAGGCGGAGGGUGGCAGCACUCCCACAGUGGGCUCGCUCAAGGAGCAGGCCAGGCCUCCAUCCCCGCUUCAUGCAGAACAAGCUCCGAGCUGGAGUUGGCCCGUCCGACGUCCUCUCUCCCUGAGAACCUGGGGUUUGCUGCUGUGGCCCGGUCAGGCAAGGCCCGUCCCUUAGGCAGCCCACCCCCGUGCCCCACCAGCUGCAGCGGUUCAGGGCUGGUGCUCGGUUUGUGGGUGGCCCGUGUAGCUCACACUGCUCCAGUGCUCACGAGACGGAGAGGACCCUGCUCGGCCCCCUGCUCAGCCCCCUGGCGUGGCGAACUCGGCCACAGGGGUCUUGGGAUUUCUGAGCUCCCCGCGCAGACCCGGUGCUUUGAGGAGGCUGCCCUGUUCUGUCAGAAGCCCUCGUUCUGCCUCUGUCUUUGUGCUCUAACUUUCAGGAAUGCUUACGGGAGAGUUCUCAGACAGCCCUCCCUGGCUUGCGGCUCGUGCACCCCAGUCCUUGGCUGGUUCCAGAGGUAACGUAGGCUGACCUCCUGUUCCUACUUUUGGGAGGUCUGGGACGUCAUCUGACUAUACAUCCUCGGAAGUGUUUAGAGAGUCGGAAUAAGCCAUGGCGCCGUCGGUUAGCCUGCAGCUGCGAAUGGGAACAAGACAGUGCCAAAUUACCGAGUGCUCUGUGUCAUUUACAGCUUGGCGGCCUGUAGGCCGGCCUUCAGGAGGCGUGGGUGACCGGCGGUGCCUCUGAGGCUUGGAAGACAUCCUCUCUUCUGGGCCCUUUCUGUGCUCACAGGGAGACCCGCCAAAACACAGGAAGGGGUCAGAACCUUUACUUUUUCAGCCUAAUUUUACUUUCGGUUGUUCUUUGAGAUCACGUAACCAACUUGGAGAAGAAACCCGUUUCUGCUGCUUGAUACUGAAAUCCCACGCCCUGACAGCCGACAGGUGAGGUGGGGGGAGGUACUGUCCCUCUCGGGCGUCUGCUGUGGUGCGGGGUGGGCUGGAGCGGGGGUGAUGCCCCUGCGGCAGGGCCAGGACCCGAGGAAGUGGCUGCUUUGAGCCUGCGCCCAGUGUUGUCACCGGGAUGGGACCACCCUGUGGGGCUGUUUCUCCAUAAAUCAGUUUUUGAAACGUU